AUGCGUGCAGAAGACGUUGAAAAGCUUGUGAAUAACCGACUUCGAGACUUAAAGAUUGGCGGAAAUUUUGAAGAUGCACUACGCAUUGGGGUAGACCAAGCAAACUCCUCACAUUUCACCGCCAAAAUCGAGCAGGCUGCUCCCCCGAAAAGAUUCUCAACGCCCUCUUUCACAUGCUUCAAAGGCGAUUCCGACCCUGAAAGUCAUCUGAAGCAUUUCAAGAGCCUUAUGAUCCUCUAUAAAGCCGAAGACGCUCUAAUGUGCAAGGUCUUUGCAAUGACUUUGCGAGGAGCAGCUCAGGAUUGGUUCCAUACCCUGCCAUCUGGGUCGAUCAACAGCUUCAAGGAGCUUACUUACGUCUUCACUAAAGAAUACACUUCUUAUCGGACGAUCAAGAAGAACCCUGACCAUCUAUUCAACCUACGCAAGAAGCCCGAGGAAUCCCUUCGAGAUUACAUCAAGAGGUUCAAAGCAGAAAAGGCCAAUAUCGUAGGGUGCGAUGACCAAAUCGCAUCCUCUGCGUUCAAGAAAGGUCUUCUAGCAGAACAUGACUUAUAUCGCGAGCUGACUAUCACUCCCAGCCAGACUCUGGCGGAGGUCUUCGCGACCGCAGAACGCUACGCACUCUGGGAUGACGAUCGAAUCGCCGCGAAGAAGUCCACUGAGCAGGAAGAUCGACCGGCUAAACGGGCAGAACAAAGAGGCGACAGGCUUGGCAGCAGGGACAAAGACAAAGCGCAUCUCGAAGAACUCGUGAGAGAAGGUCAUUGCACGGAGUUCAUCGCGAAGCAGGCCAUCCAGCAGAUAAAAGACCGCGAUACUGCCAAGGAGCCACCCCAGAAGGUCAUAAGGAUUAACACAAUCCUAGCCGACUCCGAGGAGUCCGGACUGACCAACAAAGAGAAGAAGAGGAAGAUCAAACAGGCUACUAUGAUCUCCCAAGUCUCAACUAGCCUCUCACUGGCAGAAGACGAUCCCGUGAUCGGCUUCCAAAAGAAAGACUUGAUCGGCCUGGAUCUACCGCACAACGACGCCCUUGUCAUCAGCAUUCAAAUCGCUCAGGCCAUGGUCGACCGAGUCCAUGCAGAUGAGGGCAGUGCAACCAACAUCCUAUAA
This is a messenger RNA of Prunus persica (peach), 1116 nucleotides long. RefSeq lists its product as uncharacterized. The record is from RefSeq and is a predicted model, not a curated record. NCBI's taxonomy places the organism in Eukaryota, Viridiplantae, Streptophyta, Magnoliopsida, Rosales, Rosaceae. The transcript has 2 exons. The coding region runs from base 1 to 1116 and encodes 371 amino acids.